Messenger RNA from Onthophagus taurus, 1861 nucleotides. RefSeq names its product tektin-3. The record is from RefSeq and is a predicted model, not a curated record. Lineage: Eukaryota; Metazoa; Arthropoda; Insecta; Coleoptera; Scarabaeidae. Gene Ontology annotation, biological process: cilium movement involved in cell motility; cilium assembly. Gene Ontology annotation, cellular component: microtubule cytoskeleton; nucleus.
CAAAAUGAGUUGCCUAUUUUAAUCGGAUUAUAAAGCCCCUUGAUUUAAGAACAGAGCCGUACUUAGGUCGUAUUUGAUUUUAUUUAAAUUUAAAAUUAAUUAAAAGAGUGCCAUUUAUUCUUUAUGUUUAACGUCAAUGUCACUAAUCAAUCAAAUCGAUUGAAAUUGAAUCCAAUGUUUUGAUAAUAAUAUUUUUUACCUUUAUUUGGUGUCUUAAAUUGAAAAUAAAUAAAAUAACUUCAUCAAAAUGGCUAAAGAUACUGUUAUGUACUCUCAACUUCAACCAUGGAGUACAGUUGCCGCAACUCCAUGUAUGGAACAAACUUCUGGUCCACCAGUUCCAACUAGAAUUGGCCAGUAUUAUCAAACUCCAAGACCACAUCCAUGGAGACCCACUUUAGGAUACGACAAUAUCGAAGUAACUCCACUGCCAAGUCAACCAAUAACAAACGCAAUAGUUGAUCCAUGCUAUACACCGUAUGGUAUGGCAACAGCACCAUUGAAAUUUCCAAAUUUAGUAACAGGAUUUGAACGUAAUCCUGCACACGCCGCAAGAGCUGCUUUAUACACCAGAUACACUCCAUUGGAAUGGACUCAGAACAAUUUAAAGUUAUAUAAUGAAACGGAUACAAAUAGAAAUUAUUCAGAACGAUUAAGGGGCGAGUUUAUAAGAGUUAUGAGAGAAACUGACGAGAAAACUUCUCAAGGUCAAAGAGAUGCUGGAAGAAGAUUAGGCGAGCGAAUCACUGAUACCACAUUUUGGAGAAAUGAAGUUCAAACGGAAUUAGAUAAAUUGAUCACUGAGCUUGGUUCAACUACUGGUAUUAAACAAGCUUUGGAAAAGGCAGUUUUAGACAUUGAAGGGCCUUUGCAUAUUGCUCAAGAAUGUUUAUACCAAAGAGAAACGAGAGCUGGUAUGGAUUUAGUACACGAUGCGCCCGAACAAUGUCUUCUCAAAGAAGUUGAAUUAUACAGGAAUUCUCAAGAAAAGAUUAACGAUAUGUUAAGUCGACUUAAAGCUCAAAUGAAAAAUGGAAGAGCCGCUCAACAUGAAUUGGAGGUUGACGUUAGAAGUAAAGAAUCUGCUUUGGGUAUUGAUAACAUGUGUCAUCAAUUGAAUAAUUUUUCAAGAGGGAUUAAUUAUUAUGGCGGAAUUGAAAAUUUUGAUCCAACUGUGAGUACAACAACAACAUGGGCAGAAAAAAGUAAUCGUAUUGUAAAUCGUUCCCAAGCUGAACGUGGAAAAACGGCGCAAAUUCGUUCCGAAGGAGAAAAUUUACUAAAUAAUGUUUCCAGUCAAAUUUGGGACCAAUGGAGUAACACUAACAACGCUUUGGCGAGAAGAGCUGCCGAACAACUUGAAACUAAGAGUAAAAUACAAAUGCAUCUCCAUAAGAUUCAACAAGAAAUCUUUGAUAUUGAAAAGAAUUUGGAAUUACUUCGAAAAGCGAUUUUGGAUAAAUCGAAUCCUAUGAAAGUGGCUAUGACUCGAUUAGAAGCAAGAACGCAUAGAAAAGAAAUUGAAUUAUGUAGGGAUAUGGCUCAAGAUAGACUUGUAACAGAAGUUAAAGAUAUACAAGACAGCAUAGAAUAUUUACAUAAGAAAUUACAAGAGGCGGAAGCUCAACAUCAAGAAUUAUUAAAAACGCGAUCCAAUUUGGAAACAGAACUUCAUAAUAAAGUGAGCGCGUUGUUUAUUGACCGGGAAAAAUGUAUGGGGAUGAGGAGAUCUUUCCCUAUAACAGCUACAAUUAAAUAUUAAUAACGGUUAUUGGCUCUCUUAAAAAAUGUUUAAAUAGUAUUGAUCAUUGUAUUCAUUGUUAUGUAGUAAUAAAAAUAAAAAUUUUAUGUCCUUGCUAAA